Molecule: messenger RNA, 2505 nt
Organism: Mya arenaria
Lineage: Eukaryota; Metazoa; Mollusca; Bivalvia; Myida; Myidae
Exons: 17
Coding region: 1-2505 (834 amino acids)
Source: RefSeq, a predicted model, not a curated record
AUGCCGGAGGUUUCAGAGGAGCUUAUGGACGAAGAUUACCGGAUAUCCGGUGACAUAUACGUCAUUCAAGCGGUGUCAGAUCACGUGUCCGAUGACCUCGAGGAUAUGCUGCUGACGAGGAUUGAAAACCAUGGACAAGUUAUUGUUAAACUUGCAGGGAACGCAAUCAGCAUUGUACGAGAUGGAGAAGCCUUACACCAACUGCUUCACAACACUGCGAGGAAUAACGACCCUGUUGACAUUCCGAAAGCUCUUCUUGACGUGGUUUAUAUAUGCGAAAAGAAGUCCCACAUCUACAUGAUUGUUGACAACGAAGAACAGUUCACAGAAGAUGCUGAGAUGGUCCUUAUGAUUUUGAAGGACAGCUCCAUCAGGGUAGAUGUGAUAGACCUCCGCAAAGGAGAUCAUGAACGAAAACGUCGUCAGGCCGUUAACCUCUACCAACUUCUUGCAAAUGUCUCGGGUGGUUCAGUCAUCACUACAGACAAAAACAACAUCGGAAAUGCCGUCAACAUUAUAACGCAAAGCCUUCAAACGACAAGAGUAAACAUCAUGCGGUUUUCAUACCCGAAGCCCGCGGGAGACAAGUUUUCAAUUUCGGUUGAUGAUACGAUGAAAAAACUUGUAGUAAAAGUUCAAGCGGAGAAAGCACAACCAGUCAUGAUAGCAACAAAUCCAGCGGGAUUACCAUCUAUCGCCAGACCCCAGUCGAUUGGAGUUGCAGCUGCCGGAUCUGUCAUUGCACUAUUAGAAAUAAACAUAACAACAGCAGCUGAUUGUGGAAGAUGGAACAUAAUGAAGAUGGACCCAAGUCUUUGGGAUGUGACAGUGCAAGGAGAUAGUCCUGUGGAUUUCACUCACCAAUUUGUCGAACCGGGUCCGGGGGGAUUCGGCGAAUAUCCAAUCAAAGGAAGGCCAAUCGCAAAAACGGUUUACAAAAUGGUUGUAACUGUUCCUGAGUAUGCAAAGGUCAACAAAGUUGCGGUGUCUUUCCUGAUGAUAAGGGAUUCUCUCAUGCCUAAAGGAUUUGGACCGCUAACGAAUGUUGGUGGAAGGAGAGGGCAAUCCAUCUUUUAUACGAAUAUCACAAUACCAGAAGAUCCUUUUAUGAUUGCUAUUGAGGGACGAGACAAAACCAGCCAUACGUUUCGAAGGAUUGACCCAUCAUUAAUAACGCCAGUCACGCUCAAGUUGUUCGUACCACCAAUGUCAGGUGUCGUAUUGUUGGAGAGUGAACGCCUUGACAUCCCGUUUACUGUAUAUAAUGCUGGAGCCAAGGAGCAAGAUAUUGAUGUAAAGAUUGAAGACGAUCAGUCCUUUGCCAUGGACCCGAAGAUUCACUCCUACACGAUAAAGGCUGGACAAAAUGAGACUGGUCAUUUCACAUUGAAAGCAGGCACGAAAGGAGGUGUAACGACGACAGUUACUAUAAACGCCAAGCCGUUCCUCGGAAUAUCGACGUUUUCACAAGGGCAAUUUGAGCUUCGGCGGUUCACAGUGAAAGAAAAGGAAGACCAUGUAGAUCCAACGUGUAACAUCACCAACAUUCAAGGCACCUGUAACUUUGGGGUAGAUCCAUGCGCAUGCGUGAACUACACGUGGUCAGCAGAUAUGGAAAUAGGAGAUGUCGGGCUUGGCUUAGACAAAGUUGAAAUUCUGAACGCCAGUGUUUCCUACACUUUUAAGAAUGACCCGUUCACUUCCGGCUACAACAUCAGCAUGGGUAUCGUGAAGGCCAAAAUUGGCUACAACUGCUGUUUUCAGUCAGCUAUUGUCCAGGCUACGGACACAAAAAAGAACACGGGGGAAUGUGAAGUUAACGUCACAAAGAACUUUGUUCCGCCAGAUCUAUCCCAGUGUAACAAGACCACCACCACGUCAACUUCAACCACAACCGGAGCAACAACGACUGUUAUUACAUCAUCGACAGUGUCUUCCGUAUCUUCCCCAUCAUCUGGAAGUUCCACACCGUCUUCUGGAUCAACCGCGUCCUCAGGCAAAACUGGGUCGGCUACAACAAACACUGCUGCUACUGGCACAGUGCCUGUUGGUAGUGUUAUUGGCACCACAAAAGCGACACAAUCAACAUCCCCUCGGCCUGGUGCCUCGACAAACUCACCAUCCGGAGGAAGCUCUGUUACAGGAUCUUCCCUUGGAGCAUUAACCAAGAAUGGAGUGACGGCAGGAACGAAUACAGGAACGAAUGCAGCAACGAAUACAGGGUCGUCUCCGAAAGGUGGACAAUCAACGACUGCCGCUCCCCAAACAAGCAAUAACUCUGACAACGGCGGUAACAACAAUGGGUUAACAGCAACUGCAAUUGGUGCUGGUAUGGCUAUAGGCGCAGUCAUUGGUGUCACGGCCCUCGCUGCUAUGGCCUUAAUCUUCAAGAAAGCCAUGUCCAAGCAAAACCAAUCCGUAAGUCCCUCCGGCGAGAGACGUCGGCAUCGUCGGGACAGCGAGAGGGACCGAGCACGCCGACAGAGUAACCUUGCUUGGACGUAA